CUUUCUAUAUAUUUACCGAUUACUGUUUUCCCUUGUAUAGCGUGAUCUGGCGGAGAUGGUCCACGUCCGGAGAUCUAGCCGUGACUCCAUAAUUGGGUCCGCUGCACGCAGUUCACAAAUGGCGUACAUGGAGGAUCGUCGGGAUGUCACUCUUCCACCGCCUGAGCCAGCAGUCCCGGCAUUUGUACUGCCUCCUCUCCCUCCUUUGACGGUUGACUUGGAUUCCAUUCACGGUCGUCGUAGACAACGGCCUACACCACGCCAGCCUCGCCAGCGGCCAGAUCAGCCUAUACCGCCCCCUGUGUACUAUCAUUACGAUGCAGGAGAGAGUUCGCAGACGCGACAGAACUAUUGCGGGCCUACUCAGUUUCAGGGUGACGGUUCACAGUUUCAGCAGCACUCGCAGGUCCCUCCGACCUCAUCGUUUCCGGUACCACCGUCAUCCGGGCCGUUCUUUUACUCCUCUGAACAGAUGCCGUAUACCACUCCUCUGACAGAGCCGGCUCAGUAUCGACAGGCUACACCACCCCCAUUUCAGGCACCCCAGCAUGGUCAACCUUCUACCCCCUCUGAUCAGGGUUACCGGCCCGUGUUUUCUUGGCUCGAUCAACCGUCAGCGUCACAUUCGCGUCCCUCCCCUUCCACCCCGGUCGCGAAUCCGUCGCAGAUGUUUUUUUCGAUAUCAGAGGCUUGGUUGAACAGUCCAGGUCUCGGGGAGGGGGGCUCUUUCGAGGCGUUACAGUCCGGUAGUAUUCAGUUUUCGGGUCCGUCCUUCAGCCUCCUUCCGCAGUCACAGGAGGCACCGACUACUGCACCGGCUGCAGAUGAUCAGGAGCUAUCCCUAGACGAUGAUCACGAGAGCGAGGGCGCGCCAGGUGACAGACCGGGUGAUAGACAGUAUCGCGAUCUUACUGAGAGCAGUCUGCGCCGCAGGCAAGAUAUGGGGUACGAUAUGAGGACUCAACUGGAGAAGAACACUAGAUAUCGAGAUUAUUUAUGAUUUUGUUGUUUUUAGUAAAACACUAUCAACUUUGUAAUCCUAUUUUAUUUUAUCGACUUUGUAAUUAUAUUAUUUGUGCAAUUUAUAAUUUUUACUUUAUUUUA
Mercurialis annua (annual mercury) is the source of this 1104-nucleotide messenger RNA. RefSeq lists its product as uncharacterized. The coding region runs from base 56 to 1000 and encodes 314 amino acids. NCBI's taxonomy places the organism in Eukaryota, Viridiplantae, Streptophyta, Magnoliopsida, Malpighiales, Euphorbiaceae. The transcript has 2 exons. The record is from RefSeq and is a predicted model, not a curated record.